AUGGACGCGGAUGUGCCUGUCAACGGAUCAGGUCUAGCUACCGUUGAAUCGCUUGAGGAGUCUGUCCUCGUCCCGGCUGUUGAUUUGGAUUCUGCCGAUGAGCAUGCGACUCCUAUGAUAACGCCUGUUCACCAAGCACUCUUGGUGGCCGAUGGACUAACUGGAGCUGUUGCAAUUUCUGGGUUGCCGAUACUUGAUUGCGCGGACACAAUCACUGCCGCUGUCAACCUAAGGGGGUUCUCGAAGGAACAGCUAGGGGCUAAUUUCACAGUGAUCGACACCUCGUUGGCGGAAGAGGCUAUCAAUCUAUUCCGCCAGGGUCCUCAGAAUGCCAUGUCGUACGAGCAGCGCUGGUCUGCGAGCAACCUAGGCCUGCUGGUUGCAUGGCUCAAAGCCGGCCUCAAAGCUGCCGACGAUGAAGCGACUAAGCCAGCAGUUCGAAAGCUCAUCGCAUCAGUUUUACAGGGUGCCCUCUCGGCGAUUGAGACCGAGUCUACGAGCAGGAAGUUGUCGCGCGAGUUGUCUCACUCAAUGAUUAGCCCCGAAAUGCGCGCUAUGAACGAGGGUCUUUCGAAAUGGGCCCAGAAUGCACACGCCGAGCUGCAAGAGCAGCUUGACUUGGCUUUCUCAGGACGUCGUUGGAGGAAGUUGGGAUGGUGGAAGCUGUUUUGGCGCGUAGAUGACGUUGCGAUGCUGACAAACGAGAUCUUGAGCCAACGCUUCUUGCCUACAUCGGAACAGGAGCUGGUGUAUCUCACUGGACGGAUUGCCCAACUUCAAGGCGGAGCUGGACAGUAUUCGCAGCCUACAUCUUCUCGCGAGGCUCUUCCUGAGGGUCCGUCAGCUGGCUCUGCCAAAAACGAGCCGGUGAUUCCCGUUGUCCCUCGAUCACAUCUUCCCAAGUGGCCUGGACACAUAGCGUUUACGCGACGCUAUAUUCAGAACGAGACAGUUCCCGCCCUUCAGUCACUGGCUCAACAGUUGGUUGUCCAAUCCCUAGCCACGUCGUCCGUCACAUCGUGUCUGGCAGCACUACUAUACGUAUCGUCAUUUUCAUCAACGAUAUUUGAGGCCAGUGCUGUAGCGGCUCUCGGCGUUGUAUACAGCCUUGGCCGAAUGCAGAAAAAAUGGGAGACAGCUCGUGAGUUUUGGGAGGGCGAGGUUCGGGAAGAAGGCCGCAAAGCCAUCAGAGCUGCGGAAGAGAGUGCCGGAGAGGUCCUCGACGGGGUUCAAAAAAAUAAGCUGUCGACCCAGAGAAUCAAGGAGUUGGAGCAAGCUAGUGAAUUGGUGGCCAAGGCGGAAGACGCGCUGGCACGGCUAAAAUAG
Messenger RNA from Trichoderma breve, 1326 nucleotides. RefSeq lists its product as uncharacterized. The transcript has a single exon. NCBI's taxonomy places the organism in Eukaryota, Fungi, Ascomycota, Sordariomycetes, Hypocreales, Hypocreaceae. The coding region runs from base 1 to 1326 and encodes 441 amino acids. The record is from RefSeq and is a predicted model, not a curated record.